GCACUCACUCACUCACUCACUGGCCAAAGGUGUGCUGAGAGGUUCUCUCUCUCUCUCUCUGGUCUGGCUUUUUCUGUCCCUGUAUACCCCCCGCCACCACAAAUUCUCUCUGGACCAGCCCCCCCCCCCACCACCCUCUCUCUCUCCUUUUCAACACGGAGGGGGUAAUUGUCAGGCAUCUGGCUGUCUUCAGUGAGCUGUGAAAGGGCGAGAGGGAGCUGGUGUCUGGAAGAUGCACCACUCCAUGCUCGGGGUCUUGUUCCUGGCCGUGUGUCUGAGUGCAGUCAGCGGCCAAGCAGGCAAAAAGAGAAGGCAAAGUCCGUACGAUGGAAAUACCCAGAAUCAGAAUUAUUGUUUAGACAAUGGGAAGGUUUACCACGUCAACCAGCAAUGGGAGCGUACAUACAUGGGCCGUGUGAUGAUCUGUACCUGUUAUGGGGCAGGGCGAGGUUGGAAUUGUGAAUCGAAGCCGGAUGUCGAGGAGAUGUGCUACGACCAGUACACUGGGACCAGGCAACGUGUCGGCGACACCUGGGAACGCCCGAAGGAUGGCAUGAUCUGGGACUGUACCUGUAUUGGAGCUGGCAGAGGGAGGAUCAGCUGUACCAUUGCAAAUCGCUGCCAUGAGGGUGGUCAGUCCUAUAAGAUUGGGGAUACCUGGCGAAGACCUCAUGAGACAGGUGGCCACAUGUUGGAGUGUGUUUGCCUUGGAAAUGGGAAAGGCGAAUGGACCUGCAAGCCAAUAGCGGAGAGGUGCUACGACAAUGUGGCAGGCACAACCCAUGAUGUUGGCGAGACCUGGGAAAGGCCAUACCAGGGCUGGAUGAUGAUGGAGUGCACAUGCCUAGGAGAAGGCAGUGGACGGAUCACCUGCACCUCACGGAACCAAUGCAAUGACCAGGAUACUCGAAUGUCCUAUAGACUUGGAGAUAACUGGACAAAGAGGGACAACAGGGGAAAUCUCCUUCACUGUUCCUGUAAAGGCAACGGGCGUGGAGAGUGGGAAUGUGAACGACAUGCUUCUUUGGCAUCCGGUUCCGAAAGCACUCACCUACAGCGUGAAGUCCAGCGCGUGGGUUACCAGCCUCAGUGUGUCAGCGACGGAGGUAUUUUGUACAGCGAUGGAAUGCAAUGGUUUAAGAAGCAGGGGAGCUCACGCAUGUUGUGCACCUGUCUGGGUAAUGGUGUGAGCUGCCGCGAUUUGCCAUCUCAGACAUAUGGAGGUAACACCAACGGACAACCCUGCGUGUUUCCCUUCAUGUUCAUGGGCAAGACUUACCAAUCCUGUACAAGUGAAGGACGCAACGAUGGCAAAUUCUGGUGCAGUACGACCAAAGACUUUGACAGCGAUCGCACUUACUCGUUCUGUAACCAGCAUGCUUCCACGUACAUUCAGAGCCGAGGAGGGAACUCGAAUGGGGCGCUGUGUCACUUCCCUUACCUGUACAACAUGCGGAACUACACUGAGUGCACAUCUGAUGGAAGAAGGGAUAACAUGAAGUGGUGUGGAACAACUGCAAACUAUGACACCGAUGGGAGGUUUGGCUUCUGUCCCAUGGCAGAACAUGAAGAGGUUUGCACCAAUUCAGAAGGGGUUAUGUAUCACAUUGGAGACCAGUGGGACAAAAAGCACGAGCAGGGUCACAUGAUGAGGUGUACCUGUCAUGGCAACGGCCGCGGUGAAUGGACCUGCAUCGCACAUGCUCAACUGCGAGAUCAGUGCGUGGUGGAUGGAAUUACGUACGAAGUGGACCAGACCUUCUACAAACGGCAUGACGAGGGUCACCAGAUGAACUGCACUUGCUACGGUCAAGGCCGGGGGCGAUGGAAGUGUGAUGCCAUCGAUCAGUGCCAGGACACCGAGACGAGGCAGUUUUACCAGAUCGGCGAGAGCUUUCAAAAGUACCGGGAUGGAAUCCAGUACCUGUGCCACUGCUACGGCCGGGGAAUCGGAGAAUGGUCCUGUCAGCCACAGUCAGCCUCACCAGGACCUAUCAAAGUGCUGAUCACGGAGGCUGGGAACCAGACGAACUCACAUCCCAUCCUUUGGAACAAACCGGAAUCGUAUCACAUCGUCCGGUACAUCCUGAAAUGGAAGCCUAAAAACUCGAGGGAGCGAUGGAGGGAGGUGACCAUUCCAGGUGACACCUACUCGUACACCAUCAGGGAUCUGAAACCCGGCCUCACCUAUGAAGGCCAGCUGGCCAGCAAGCCGCAGUACGGCCGGACAAUGGUCACCAGCUUCGAGUUCACAACCUCCUACGUGACACUGUCUCCGACUCAGGGUGAGACAGAACUGUUGCCGGAAGGAGACAUCAUUAGGGAGUCCUCGACCACAGAAUCCAUCACCGAGGUCACCUCCAGCAGCUUCGUGGUGUCCUGGGUGACUGCGUCUGACACGGUCUCUGGGUUCCGCAUCAAGUACGAGCUUAGCGAGGACGAUGCUCAGCCUCAGUACCUUGAUGUUCCAAACACAGUCACAUCUGUUUCCAUUCCCAACCUGCUGCCCGGCCGCAAGUACAUCGUGAACGUUUAUGAAGUCUCGGAAGAUGGGGAGAAGCUGAUCCUAACCAAGACGCCCACGACAGCUCCCGACAGUCCCACAGAGUACACAGUUGACCACGUCGAUGAGACCUCCAUCACCAUUGAAUGGUCCAGGCCUCAAGCCCCGAUCACAGGUUACCGUGUGGUGUACACGCCGUCAGUGGAAGGAGCCAGCACCGAGAUCAUUCUGCCCAGCACCUCGACCAACCUGACCCUGACCGACCUGCUGCCUGGCAUCCAGUACAACAUCAGCAUCUACGCCGUGGAGGAGAGCCAGGAGAGUGUCCCGCUGGUCAUCCAGCAGACCACCGGUGGCGUCCCUCUUCCAGUGGUGGUGGAGACCCCCAGCAACCUGCAGUUCAUCGAUGUGUCAGAGAACAAGAUCACCAUCAUGUGGAACGCCCCUCGCACCGAGGUCACCGGGUACCGCGUCACCGUGCUGGCCUUGGACAGGCCUGGCCGCCGGCCCACCGAGCUGCCCAGAUCCACCAACAACUUUGCCGAGAUCACCAGGUUACAGCCCGGCACCACCUAUCGCUUCUCCAUCUACGCCGUGAACCGUGAGGCCGAGAGCCGGCCUCUGGUUGGACAGCAGACCACCAAGCUCGAUGCUCCCACCAACCUCAGCUUCCGAAACAUCACCGAGACCACCGCGCUGGUGACCUGGACUCCGCCUCGAGCCCGGAUAACCGGAUACCUCCUGACCUGGGGCCUGACCACCAACGGGCAGCCCAAGAGCCUCCGCCUCAAGCCCGGCACUACCCACCACCGGCUGUUCAAGCUACUGCCUGGAGCCGAGUACGUCGUCGCCCUCACCGCGAAGCAGGACGACCUGUCGAGCCAGAGGGUCCACGACGUUCUAACAACCCUGGAGACCAUGGGCCCGGUGCCAAACAUCAACACAGAGGUGACGGACACAGCUAUUAUCGUUACAUGGACACCCAUGCCCAGGAUAUCAUUCCGGGUGGGGGUCCGACCCAGCCAAGGCGGAGAAACCCCUCGGGAAGUGACCAGCGACUCCGGGAGCAUCAUCAUCUCCAGCCUGACUCCUGGUACCGAGUACACCGUCUCCAUCACGCUGCUGGUCAACGACCAGGAACGGGACAGGCCCGUCACCAAGACUGUUGUCACCGAACUGUCCCCGCCCACCGACCUACAGGUCUACCCCGAUCCGACCACGGGAGAGCUGACGGUGACUUGGCGCGAGGGACCGUCGCCAGAUAUCACUGGCUACCGAGUGACCUGUGUCCCGAAACCGGGCCAACAGGGCAACCUUCUCGAGGAAUUUGUCGAACCGGGACAGACCUCCUGGAUCCCCGAGAACCUGACUCCCGGAGUUGAAUACAACGUCAGCGUUUACACCGUCAAGAACGGCAAGGAAAGCCAGCCUGCGUCCGCGGUGAUAACCCAAGAAAUCCCCCAACUCACUGACCUGACCUUCGUUGACGUAAGUGACACGAGCAUUGGCCUGCAAUGGACACCACUAAACUUUUCGGCCAUCACUGGCUACCGCAUCACUGUCAUAGCGGCGGGGGAGUCGGUCCCCAUUCUCGAAGACUUUGUCAGCUCGUCGACGGGAUACUAUACGGUGCAAGGCCUGGAGCCCGGGAUAGAUUACGACAUCAGUGUUAUCACCCUGAUAGAGGGUCGCGCGAGUGUCACCACCACACGCAAGCAGCAAACCGCGGUGCCACCUCCCACCAACCUGCGUUUCACCCAUGUGGGGGCAGACACCAUGAGAGUCAGCUGGUCAGCCCCUCCCUCCAUCGACCUCAGCAACUUCCUGGUGCGCUACAGACCCGUGGGAGAUGAGGAGGGGCCAACUGACCUGACCAUCACCCCUUCUAACAGCAUGGUGGUACUGACAGGGCUCCAGCCUGGCACAGAGUACCUGGUGCAGGUGUACUGUGUGAUCGACGAGAGAGAGAGCACUCCACUGAGUGGCACUCAGCGAACAGGCAUCGACUCACCAACUGGCAUCGACUUCUCCGGUGUGGCGACCACCUCUUUCACCGUGCACUGGCUGCCCCCCAAAGCCCGCGUCACCAGCUACCGGGUGCGGCACCAGCUCGAGGGCAGCACCAGGCCCAAGGACGAGCGGGUGCCGGCCUCCCGCACCUCCCUGCUGCUCACCAACCUGGCCCCGGGCUCGGAGUACGUCGUCAGCAUCUACGCCUACAACGGCCGGCAAGAGAGCCUGCCCCUGGUUGGCCAGCAGUCCACAAUCUCCGAUUCUCCGACUGACCUGGAAUUCACCCGUUCCACGCCCAAGAGCCUUACCAUCAGCUGGAAGCCACCACCCGUGACUGUUAAAUUCUACCGUAUCGCUUUCGGAGAGUCAGGAGGCCGUGGACCAGUGAAGGAGAUAACCGUACCGGGGGCCGAUUCCACUGCCACCAUCUCCGGCCUGCGCCCGGGCACCGAGUACACGGUGACUGUCUACGCCGUCACCGGCCGCGGAGACAGCCCGGCGACCAGCAAGCCAGUCGUGGGCUCCGAGAAGACAGAGAUCGACAUGCCCACUUCAUUGAAGGUGAAGGAAGUGCACGACAACAGCCUGACCAUCAGCUGGAAGCCCCCCGUCGCCCCGGUGACCAGCUACAGAGUCACCAGUGCCCCGAAGGAUGGCAUCGGCCCAGUGAUAUCUCACACCGUCCCGGCAGGUCAGUCUCCAGAGGCGCCACUGGUGGGCCUGAGGCCUGGCACCGAGUACACAGUGCAGGUGUAUGCCCUAUACGAUGACCAGGAGAGCACCCCUCUGAUAGGCACCCAGAGCACAGCCGUUCCGCCUCCCACCGACCUGGAAUUCGUUCAGGUGACUCCGACGAGCAUGACCAUCGCCUGGCACGCACCCGACACCGAUCUGACCGGUUACAGGGUGGUGGUGAAACCAAGGGAGAAAGCCGGGCCCAGCAAGGAGCUGAAUCUGGGCCCAGACAACACCAGCGCCACCGUCUCUGGGCUCAUGGUUGCAACUAAGUACAACAUCUUUGUGUACACCAUCAAGAAUAUCUUGACCAGCAGGCCUCUGCAAGGCAUCAAAGCAACACUGGACGACGUCGGCUCUCCUCGGAAAAUCCGUGUCAGCGGGGUGACGGAGACCAGCAUCACCCUGCAGUGGCGCACCAAGGCUGAAACCAUCACCGGCUUCCAGAUCGACGCCAUUCCCACCGGCGGGCAAAGCCCAGUGCAGAGGACUGUGGGGCCCAACCAGAGGUCGUACACCAUCACAGGCCUACUGCCCGGCACCGAGUACAGCAUUAACAUCUACUCGCUGAAUGGCGACUCUCGCAGCACCCCCUCCUCGGUCAUAGCUCGGACUGCCAUCGACUCUCCAUCCAACCUGCGGUUCAUCUCCACGACCACCAACAGCAUCAUGUUCACAUGGCAGCGGCCGCGUGCCCGCAUCACCGGCUACAUCGUCACCUACCAUGCCAAGGGGGAGCGCCCAGUGGAGCUCUAUCCGCGACCCACCAUCAACACCCACGAAGCGGUGAUUACAGGACUACGGCCUGGAACUGAAUACACCAUCAACAUCAGAGCUGUUCAGAACUCUCUGCAGAGCGAGCCACUGAGCGGGAAGAAAAUCACAGGACCCAGCGACGGGGGUCAGAGGCCGUCGGUCGAGCAAGGAGGCAGGACCACCGGCCAGCCCGAUGACCGGUCGCCGCUGCCAAGACCGGUCAGGCCCGAGGACGACGAGAGGAGGACCACCAGCCCCGGUCGCGGCAGCCAAGGUACCGGCGCCGAGGGCCCCUACCACCAGGGCCCCACCAGCCCCACCCACUCGCAAGGGCUGGUGGUGGAGGAGGAAGGCCUGCCCAACGGGCACGGGCGCCAGCCCAAGACCAUCAUCUCCUGGCAACCCAGCACCGUCGCCUGGGAGUACCUGGUCACGUGCCACCCUGUGGGCCAGAAGGAGAAAGUUUUCGAGCUCCGGGUACCGGGCACAUCGACGUACGCUGUGCUGCCCAACCUCGUGUUAGGGACGCAGUACAAGGUCCUGGUGGAGGCCAUAGAUGCGGAAGGGAAGCACAAGAUCCUGGAGGAAGUCAUCACGGUCGGAAGUACCUCUCCCGACCAAGCCUCCCACCUCAUCCCCGAUGAAUCCUGCUUCGACACGGCCACAAACUCCCACUACGCCAUCGGCCAGGAGUGGGAGCGAAUGUCAGAGACUGGUUUCAAACUCUGGUGUAAAUGCUUAGGCUAUGGAAGUGGUCAUUUCAGGUGUGACUCAACUAAAUGGUGCCACGACAACGGCCAGAACUACAGAGUCGGCGAGAAGUGGAACCGCCGCGGCGACGGGGGCCACAUGCUGAGCUGCACUUGCCUGGGCAAUGGCAAAGGGGAAUUUAAGUGUGAACCGCACGAAGCUACUUGCUACGACGAGGGGAACAUGUACAACGUAGGGGAACAGUGGCAGAAGGAGUACCUCGGUGCCAUCUGUACAUGCACUUGCUUAGGAGGGCAACAGGGUUGGCGAUGCAGCAACUGCCACAGGCCCGGGUUUGACCCGCUGGUAGAUGGAACUAACAGCCAGUCAUCUGAGUCAUCAUUGUCCCAGUAUACACAGAUAAGACACGGAACAAGGUACAUACACUGCCCGGUGGAAUGCAGGAGCCAGGGGAGUUUGCUGGCUGACUCUGGGCAGCUGGAGUAGGGCGACAGACGGCGAGAGCAGAGCUGCAGGCGACAGCUGCUUGGAAUAGCGACAGGAGCUUCCGGGAUAGCGCGUGCUUAGCACGUCCGACUACGUUCUUCCAGCUUCAGCACCACUCUCCUUUUUUCUCUCUCUCUCUCACACACCCACUGACCCCUCCCUCCCUGUCCUCCAGCUCCUAUCACGGCCCUGCACCUGCACAAGGGGAGUGUCUGUCACGGAAAAAGUCGAAGGCAAUCAAAGACAUUUUCCGUUUUUAUUUCCUUUCAAGAAAAAAAAUCGAACUGCGUUGGGCUUUUGGUGCUCGUCGCUAUUGAGUGCAGCCCAUUAGCAACACCGCACCCUCCAUCGUUAAGGACCAAGCCCCACCUUCCUCCCCACCCCUCCUUGAUCAUAGUCUACCUGAUAAAAGGAUGAAAGGAACGACAUUGUUACUUAAUUAAUUAAAAAAAAGCACGACCUUCUAUUCCACAAAUGCUGCAGGACCCCCUCCCCAAGUGUCUUAAUGAUCACAAUGUUGUAAUUGUCUUGACUGUAAUGAGCUGUUAUUUAUCGAAACCUUUCUGCCCCCCACCUCCCCCAACCCAUGCAGUGUUUAUUCUAUUGUAAACCUUUUAUACUGUUUAACACAAACGAGGAUUGGGCACUGCUCUGGCGAUCGUGUUUCUAGUUGUUUGUCGGUGUAUUUGCCGCGAUCAGUGUUUAUAGAUGCCAGUGCCUUUUUAUUUUCUAACCUACGGAUGGAAAAUCCUCAAUUCAAUAAAACUUUUACAAAAACAAACAAACAAAAAAA
Molecule: messenger RNA, 7997 nt
Organism: Rhincodon typus (whale shark)
Lineage: Eukaryota; Metazoa; Chordata; Chondrichthyes; Orectolobiformes; Rhincodontidae
Gene: fn1b
Product: fibronectin 1b
Exons: 45
Coding region: 233-7204 (2323 amino acids)
Biological process (GO): nervous system development; heart development; cell-substrate junction assembly
Cellular component (GO): extracellular region
Molecular function (GO): integrin binding; proteoglycan binding
Source: RefSeq, a predicted model, not a curated record